ACUAUGGUGCUCCAAGUAAACAAGAUGGAGGAAAUCGAAGUUCUAAAACGACAAAUUUACACCGAAUGAAAAAUAUAUGCUAUUUUGUUUGUUUCUGAAACUGUCAUGGAAAUUACAUAAUCAAUGUCUAUGCUGACGUGUAGAUAAUUUUCUUGUUAUUGUAUUAUGACAAUUUUUUCUUUACAAGCCAAGUAACCAUGAAGACUAAUAAGAACAGAGGGGUGACAUCUGCUGGGAAACUGCGAAACUACUUCAAGAUAAAUGUGAAAGUUGAAGCUACAGAAGAAACGUUUCGCCUCCCAGAAGUUUACAAUGAAAUGAAAGUCACAGAGCUGAAGAAUUACAUGGAAUUCAUUACUGGAAUUCCCUUUCAUCUCCAGAGAAUUAGUUACCUGGAUGAAGGUGACUUGCUGGAUAACACAGAUGUGCGGGCCAAUGACAUAGUGGUCGGAGCAACUCUUAUCAUGAAGAUUUGGUCGCAGUGGAGAGAGCUAAUCGAGGCGGUUGUCUUUAACGACAUUGAAUGGGUUUUCCAGCUGGGCGUCACCCAGGACACGGAGUACAAGACUCCGAACAGCGAGUACAUGCCGGCACGGGCUCGCAAACAGUGGGUGUCGUCGAGGGCGGAUCUUGCGAUGAUCGUCGCCGCACACCGCGGUCACACCGAGAUGGUCGCCAGGCUCAUCGACGAAGCUGGUGCGGAUGUGAAUGCGACAACCCCGAUGGGGCGUACAGCUCUUCACCUGGCUUCGUCGCGAGGAAAGGGUGACAUUAUCGACCUGUUGCUGGAGAAAGGAGGAAAUAUAGACGCAGAAGACAGUGAAGGUCACACUCCUCUGACGAUAGCCAACAAGUUUGGCCACAAGGUCUGUGAGCGACACCUGUUCCAGUUCCGGUGGCAGGGCCGCGCUAACAAGAUGGUCCCCUCGAAGCCGGUGCCUCUGAUGGCGCACCAGUAUUACGACUCAAAGCUCAAGGUGUGGAUGCGGGGAAGGCGGGCCCAGAUCUACUUCAGCAAGUUUCUCCCGCCGCAGGAGUAUGAGACGACCUGCUUCGACUCACCCAAACGAGGCGAGCACGUCGGGGUGAAGAAACGCGAGGAGUACCGCAAUAUGCUGGACGAGAAGGUCUGCGGAAUACGUGUCUCAGACGUCGACGACGGAGAGAGUGGAGACCAUUCUGUGGACGUAGAAAACGCCUCUGUAGAUAACCAAGCAUAUGCCAGAUUCAAGGAAACAGCUCGUCCUCCGACAUAUGAGGAAUGGCUUUCCAAAAUUACAGACAAAGAAAAGAAAAGUACAGAUGCGAAAAAGAAGGAAAAGAAAAUAGCAAAACAAGAGGAGGAACAAAAGAAACAAGAAGAACUCGACCGAGCGUCGACAUACGAGGCCUGGCUACAGCAGAAGGAAGUGGACAAGAAACGCCGAUCGCCGUCGGCAGGUGAUGUCCUGGCACACAUACCAACACCAUUACCUGAAGAAACUAUGCAUAAACGCGGCCUCGGGGCAUUGCGCUGUUACCUCCGAACUCUUGGCAAAGACCGGUCUGGACAGCCCUACGAGGAAUGGCUGGAUUUGAAAGAGAAAGAAAUUCUAAGAAGAUGAACUUGAAAGGGGAUGAAAAUUAAUUUUGUAUUACAAGCUUCUUCUUUCUUUUUUUUCUUUUUUUCACUUCUUUCAUUUUUUUCUUUAAGUCUAUAAGACCCACUUUUAGCCAUUUUUCCUAAUGGUUAUCAAGGCUUCAAAGUGGGAAGAAACAGAUGGUAUAUGCUGCUUAAAAUGCUCAAUUUACUUUCUGAUAAGCAGUUUUGCAAGUACAUUUUGCAUUUCAGUUUAUUUUUGACUGUUCCAGAUAUAAUCCAGAAAUCCCCUUUUUCAGGAAUAAUAAUAUGAAUCAUAAGUUUCUUACCAAGUUUGUCACCGAUCACCACAUUGCUGCUGGAAAAAGUUACACUCUGUCUAAUUAGGAGUCUUUCAUUGUGCCAGUAAACAAACGUUUAUUUCCUUGACAGCUGUUGAACAAAGCAGCAUCUGUGUCUUUAACAAUAAGUUUCUGGCCAUCUGCCUCCGAGUGGCAGUUACUGCUAGAAUUUCACAUUGUCAAUUUUGGGGCUUUUUAUCUAAUUUCAAUUCCUUUAUUUCUAUUUUUUAGCAAAAAAACUUUUUCCUCAUAAAGUAGAUUGGAUUUGAUUUAAAAUCCCUAUUAAUUGCCAGGCCUCUAAUUGAAUUUUUAUAUGCCCGUCUAUGAUUGGUCAUAUUAUGGUAUCACGCUGUCUGUCCGUCCACUGUCCGUUUGUUAACUUUUUCUUGUCCGGACCAUAUCUUGCAUACAGAUGCAU
Molecule: messenger RNA, 2338 nt
Organism: Gigantopelta aegis
Lineage: Eukaryota; Metazoa; Mollusca; Gastropoda; Neomphalida; Peltospiridae
Molecular function (GO): protein binding
Source: RefSeq, a predicted model, not a curated record